AUGGCCCUCAACGUCCCGGGACUGGUGGUUACUCUCCUCUUCUACCUGCUGGUGCUUGGAAUCGGCAUCUGGGCUUCGAUCAAAUCCAAGAGAGAUGAAGACAGGACGCAGGCGGAACAUUCAGACAUGGCUCUCCUGGGCAACCGUAGGAUCAGCUUGGCGGUGGGCAUCUUCACCACAACUGCUACCUGGGUCGGAGGGAGCUUCAUCAUCGGCACAGCAGAGGCCGUGUACAAUCCAAAUUUGGGACUACUCUGGGCUGUCAUGCCGUUAGCAGCAACAGUGGCCUUCAUUGUUGGCGGCCUGUUCUUUGCCGAGCCAAUGAGAGAGAGGAGGUACGUGACCAUGCUGGACCCCUUUCAGAUCAAGUAUGGAAACGUGCUCAGUGGCCUUCUGUCUGUGGCUCCGCUCAUGUCAGAAAUCAUCUGGGUGACGUCAACACUGAUAAGCCUGGGUGUUACCAUGAGUGUGAUCCUGGAUUUGUCCUACACUGUAAGCAUCUGGAUCUCUGCUGCAGUGGCCAUUACCUACACACUGCUGGGAGGUCUCUACUCUGUGGCCUACACAGACAUCAUACAGCUCAUUCUCAUUUUUGUCAGCUUGUGGCUGUGUGUCCCGUUCCUCUUUCUGAGCCCUGCCUCCUCAGACAUCACCGAGACGUCUUUCAACAACACCUUCCAGGCCCCCUGGGUCGGUACGCUCACCUCAGACACAGCCUGGAUCUGGAUUGAUAAUUUUUUACUGCUGAGUAUAGGAGACCUUGGCUUUCAGGACUUCCACCAGCGGACCUUAUCAGCUUCUUCCUCAGCCACAGCCAAGAUGCGAUGCUAUGCUGCUGCUUUCCUCAUCCCUACAUUUGGAAUACCUCCUGUGCUGGUUGGGGCGGUGGCUGCAUCAACAGACUGGAACUUGACCUCAUAUGGUUCUCCAUCUCCAUUUGAGCGAGGUCAGACGGGUCUGAUCUUACCCAUCGCCUUGCACUAUCUAACCCCGCCUGUCAUCUCCGUUGUCGGCAUCGGCGCCGUGGCUGCUGCUGUGAUGUCAUCGACUGACUCUGCCUUGCUGUCUGCAGCCUCCAUCUUCACCACCAACAUCUAUAAGAAGAUCCUCAGGCCGCAGGCUUCAGAGAGAGAGAUCUCAUGGGUAAUCCGUGCUGCUGUGGUGUUGGUGGGCCUGGCCGGUACAUCGCUCACCUUCCUGCACACUGGCGUCAUGGCGUUCUGGAUUCUUGGGGGAGAAAUUGCCUACAUUUUGAUGUUUCCUCAACUGGUCUGCGUCCUCUUCUUCAGCAUCUCCAAUGGGUAUGGGGCUGCUGUCGGCUUUCUGGUGGGGCUGUUUUUGAGACUGUUAUGUGGAGAGCCGUUGCUUGGACUACCACCAGUCCUCCACUUCCCAGGUAUCACUUUUGAGGAUGGUGUUUAUAUUCAGCAUUCCCCAGUCAAGACCAUCUGCAUGCUGCUUUCCUUUGGCACCAUACUGAUGGUCUCCAGCCUUGCUUCUCUGCUUUUUAACAAAGGCUGGUUCCCUGAGAACUGGGACGUGUUCAAAGUGAAAGCACAUCGCUCACUUCAUGCAUUAACAUCGAUAGAUGGCACCAACACAGACCAUGUAAAUGGAAUGAAUGGUGUCUCGCAGCCAAUUUUAAAUUCAGGGUGUUAGUUCUGAAACACAUCAACUGGGAAGGCAAAUCUCAAAAGCAUCAAAAUGAACUAAAUCCACAGUUUAUAAGGUGUUGACUUCUGUUGGUGGAUUG
This is a messenger RNA of Myripristis murdjan (pinecone soldierfish), 1753 nucleotides long. Its product is annotated as high affinity choline transporter 1-like. Gene Ontology annotation, cellular component: plasma membrane. The record is from RefSeq and is a predicted model, not a curated record. Gene Ontology annotation, biological process: acetylcholine biosynthetic process; choline transport; transmembrane transport. Lineage: Eukaryota; Metazoa; Chordata; Actinopteri; Holocentriformes; Holocentridae. Gene Ontology annotation, molecular function: choline:sodium symporter activity. The transcript has 8 exons. Bases 1 to 1659 code for a protein of 552 amino acids.